Messenger RNA from Macrosiphum euphorbiae (potato aphid), 1308 nucleotides. NCBI's taxonomy places the organism in Eukaryota, Metazoa, Arthropoda, Insecta, Hemiptera, Aphididae. The record is from the annotation of a GenBank genome assembly.
AUGAUUGCGGACUCUAGUGGUUUGACGGUGCCUUUCGCAAUUUUGUGUAUUGUUGAUUUGUUUGGUAUAUUUCCAAUAGUAGUAUUACCAGGACCUAUAAUAAAAUGUGGGUGGUUAGGAAUACCACUGGCUAUUGGUGUGUUUGCAAUUCAAGUAUACACUGCCAUUUUGUUGGGGAAAUGUUGGAUCAUAGCUGAAGAAAUUGAACCAAAUAUUGUAAAAAAAAACCGGUAUCCAUAUGCUGCUUUAGCCGAGCUUAUUUUCGGUAAUAAAGUAAAAAGCAUUGUCACAGUUAUGUUGGACGUCGCCGUAUUUGGUGCGUGCAUUCCGAACCUUCUAAUUGCUUCUUACAAUCUUCACAUUCUUGGAAUUAAACUCUCGAGUGAAAGUUUUGACGUGUCACCGUGCAUUUGGUUGAUUGUUAUUGGAAUAGUAUUGUGUCCACCUCUCUGGCUUGGGAGUCCAAAAGAUAUGAAAUGGAUUGCAUCAAGCUCUGUAUUUUUUGUGGGCUCAGUGAGUGUCUUAACAUGGAUAGCAAUGUACGAUACACAACGUGACAUUUAUGCACCAAUUCCUGAACCUUCGUGGAAUAGUGUCGCUCUGGCUUACGGAUUAUUAGCAUUUCAGUUUGACGUACAUCCUCUCGUCCUCACCGUACAGAUGGAUAUGGUUGACAAACGAAAAAUGCCUGUGGCGAUUAUUUGUGCAUUUUUAAUAACGUGUAGCUUAUUUUUAAUUACUACUGUCAUCGGAUAUGUACGAUUUGGAUCGCUCUUGAGCUCUAAUCUAUUGGACCAAUUGUCUAAUAGUUAUAUAUUGGACGUCAAUAUAACUUUAGUCACAAUUCAAAUAUGUUUAUCAACAGCAGUUAGCACCACGGCACUGUUUCAGCACAUUGAACAUUUUCUUAAAAUACCUAAAGAAUUCAAUCGAAGAAGGUGUGUAUUAAGAUCAUGUAUAGUGAUGUUGGCGGUCACGAUAGGAGAGGCUGUACCAAGAUUUGACCUAUUGAUGGGAUUAGUCGGUGCAUUGUUGACUGGUCCGUUGAUGUUCCUUUUGCCGCCAUUGUUUUACAUUAAAAUAAGAUCGCUUCGUCGACUAAAAAUAAAAAAGUCCGAAGGGGUGUGCUAUCGCACGUUUCCAAAUGCGAAACUGACUCCGAUAGUUGGUUUCAAGCGUUUAGUACUGUUGAUGUUUAUAAUAUUGGCUGGAACGUUGGCAACCAUCUUGUCGACGGUAUCCGGGAUUCGAGACACAAUUAUAUAUGCUAAGUUCACGCCUUCGUGCAUAAUGAAAUUAUUUGAAUGA